This is a messenger RNA of Cicer arietinum (chickpea), 665 nucleotides long. Its product is annotated as ribonuclease 1-like. NCBI's taxonomy places the organism in Eukaryota, Viridiplantae, Streptophyta, Magnoliopsida, Fabales, Fabaceae. The record is from RefSeq and is a predicted model, not a curated record. Gene Ontology annotation, molecular function: RNA binding; ribonuclease T2 activity. Gene Ontology annotation, biological process: RNA catabolic process. Gene Ontology annotation, cellular component: extracellular region.
UUUGAUGCUUUUUUUACUACUACUUAGCACUAGCUAUAGUGCUUAUGAUUAUUAUAAGUUGGCCCAACAAUGGCCAACAACCUAUUGUACCCAUCAAACCAAAAAGAUGCCAUGCAAACCCAAUGUACCCAUCAAAUUCACCCUUCAUGGAUUAUGGCCUUCCAAUCAUAGUGGAUUUGAACCAUCUUUUUGCUCCCAAACUAAACUAAAUACUGGUUUAAUUGUUGGGGAUUUGAAGACUCGUCUUAUAGCCGAAUGGCCAAAUUUAAACGGAGUUGAUGAUCACUUUUGGAGCUAUGAAUGGGAUAAACAUGGCACAUGUUCAUCCAUGCCACAUAACCCAUUAGGAUAUCUAUCACUUGCAUUGACGAUAAAAAAUAAGCAUGAAAUAUUACCUAUUUUUGCAAGAGCCAACAUUGUUCCUCAUCCAAACAAAACUUAUACGAGAUCUUUGAUUAACAGUACAAUAUUUGGAGCAAUUCAUGUAAUACCGCAACUUUCUUGUGUGUUCGAUGCAAAGAGAAAUUCGUAUCUCUUAGAAAUAAGACUUUGUUUGGACCAAACUGGAGCUACUUUCAUCAAUUGUAAUCCUUACAAUAAUUGUGGCAACAACAUAAUUUUGCCACUGUGAUAUAUGUUAUGUAAUGCUUGUAUCAAAAUAAUAA